This is a messenger RNA of Formica exsecta, 1046 nucleotides long. RefSeq lists its product as uncharacterized. NCBI's taxonomy places the organism in Eukaryota, Metazoa, Arthropoda, Insecta, Hymenoptera, Formicidae. The record is from RefSeq and is a predicted model, not a curated record. The transcript has 2 exons. The coding region runs from base 209 to 1021 and encodes 270 amino acids.
ACCCCUAAACUAUAUUUUACUCCGUUGAUUGAUAAUUGAUAUCAUCAUGAAAAUAACAAAUGCGCGGCGCAGUUUCAAUUAAUCAUAAUUAAUCUUCGGCGAUUCGCGUCGUAUGUCAAAAUUCUCUCACUCGUCUUAUCUCGAUUUUGCGUAAUUACGGGACAUCCGUCAAAAUUCUUCCCGUAAUGUUAAUUCGUGCGAUUACAAAAUGAUUUUGAUUGCGAAACCUCAGCUCAAGGUUUUGGAUAAAAAUAAAUUACACGUAUCUCGAAGGCCAGGAUGCACUGCAUGGUUAUUGCUUGCCUUAUCGGUGAUAAUUUUUAUCGGCAUAUUUAGCCGCCUUACGAGCAACAUCUACUUCUUAAUUAUCUUACUUUUGGGCGAGAUUAUGUUCGGACUAGACAGUUUCGGAGAAUGGGAAGACUUGAUAUUGUACAAGCAGGAGAAUAAAGCUAUUGUCCAAAAAGCUAUUUGGAGCGAUAAAUUAUGUUCGGGUAAUUCGGGUGAAAUCUCUCUGAUGAGACUCACCGACAUCCGACACGUUGGUGUCUCUACCGACAUGGGUCUCUUUAUCCUCCACAGAAACGGGCAGACAAUCACGCUUAGUAUGAGAGGCUUAACGAGAAAGGAAAUACAAAGCCUAAGGAAAGAAAUCAACUAUUUCUUGAACAUGGGUCGGCUCGAAAAUCUCGAUUUUUCCUUGAUUGGUUCUUCGAAUCGAUUAUUACUCCCUUCCGAUUCUGAAGAGUAUUUGUCAAAUUUACCAAGAACGUGUCUACCUAUUACCAAUGAGCUUACUGUUUCGGACAAUAUUUUAAACAAUAGCAAGGCAUAUCAUCGAGUGCAGCAGAAUCUAAGCUAUCCAACUCUAAUGUGUGGAGUACGACUUAAUAGCUAUCAAUCGGCGAGUUUGAAAAGAGGUCUUUAUACAGAAAAUUCAAAACGUCUCGACUAUAUUAAGUAUACCAGAAAUAUUUCUGCCAUUCCUAAUCUGAUAAAGGUUAAUAAAGACCAUAAUUAAGUCUCCUUUGUUUACGAAAUGUGUU